This is a messenger RNA of Miniopterus natalensis, 3330 nucleotides long. NCBI's taxonomy places the organism in Eukaryota, Metazoa, Chordata, Mammalia, Chiroptera, Miniopteridae. The record is from RefSeq and is a predicted model, not a curated record.
UUCCAGGCCUGAAGGCCCCGGAGUGCGCCAGCGGCAUGUACAAAGACACCGUCUACUCCGCCUUCAAUCUGCUCAUGCACUACCCACCCCCCUCGGGAGCAGGGCAGCACCCCCAGCCGCAGCCCCCACUGCACAACAAGGCCAGUCAGCCUGCCCAUGGAGUCCCCCAACUCUCUCCUCUCUAUGAACAUUUCAGCAGCCCACACCCCACACCUGCACCAGCCGACAUCAACCAGAAGCAAGUUCACAGGCCUCUGCAGACCUCUGACCUCUCUGGCUUCUACUCUCUGACCUCAGGCAGCAUGGGACAGCUUCCCCACACUGUGAGCUGGUUCACCCACCCAUCCCUGAUGCUAGGUUCCGGAGUACCUGGUCACCCAGCAGCCAUUCCCCACCCGGCCAUUGUGCCCCCCUCAGGGAAGCAGGAACUACAGCCCUAUGAUCGAAGCCUGAAGACGCAGGCAGAAUCCAAGGAGAAGGAGGCCAAGAAGCCAACCAUCAAGAAGCCACUCAACGCCUUCAUGCUGUACAUGAAGGAGAUGAGAGCCAAGGUCAUUGCAGAAUGCACACUCAAAGAAAGUGCUGCCAUCAACCAGAUCCUGGGCCGCAGGUGGCACGCACUGUCACGGGAAGAGCAGGCCAAGUAUUACGAGCUGGCCCGCAAGGAGAGGCAGCUGCACAUGCAGCUAUACCCAGGCUGGUCAGCGCGGGACAACUACGGGAAGAAGAAGAGGCGGUCCAGAGAAAAGCACCAAGAAUCCAACACAGACCCUGGCUCGCCUAAGAAAUGCCGUGCUCGCUUUGGCCUCAACCAGCAGACGGAUUGGUGUGGUCCGUGCAGGAGGAAAAAGAAAUGCAUUCGGUACUUACCCGGAGAAGGCCGCUGCCCCAGCCCCGUUCCUUCCGAUGACAGUACUCUAGGCUGCUCCGGGUCCCCAGCCCCCCAGGACUCACCCUCAUACCUCCUGCUACCCCACUUCCCCACGGCACUACUUGCUAGCCCUGCGGAGCCAGCACCUACAUCACCAGGUCUCUCAGCGGCUCUCAGCCUCCCAGCCCCCUGGGCCCCCACAGGCCCUCAGCAGUGCCCUGCAGAGUACACAGGUACAGCAACAGGAAUUUCAGAGGCAGGCAGCCUAGCAUGCACGGGACACCUGGCCUCCUCCAGGGACCCACUCUUUGAGAAGCAGCGACAGAGCCCCAAAACAUGUGGAAACCGGCCAGGGGCCCUGUUAACUCCUCCUCAGGGUCCAGGUGCUGCAGAUUUCAGAGGCUGCGUAACUUCUGCCUGAACCUUGGGCCAUCACUUCAAACUGCUCCAAGUGGUGCAUCAGAUCUGUUAUCCGAUUAAGGGCAUCUCCUGUGCCUGUGGCAGCCUGCAUCUUUUUACCAUCUGUUUUGUUAGCCAGAUGCCCCUGCCUCCCUUUUCUGCUAUAGGUCAUAGAUGGGCUGGACUGAGUUCAGCUGCUUUCCCUACCCUGCCUCCCCACCACUGCCACACAAUCCCUAUACCAGACACUUCAUGGACCAAGAAUGAGCUGGUUUAUCAAAUGUGAGCCUGGUCGCAACCACAAAGGUCAAGAAGACAAUGCUUUUCUAUUAAGGGCCUAGAAAAGCUGUAUCUUACAGAUAACCAUUUUUAAGCUGGACCAGAGGAAUCCUGUGGAAUUCUCAGGAGCUUGUAAGUGGAAGGGAUGGAAUAUGUUUAGGCCUAUCACCCUAGGCAACAGAAAAACCUGACACUACCUUAAUCAGGCAAGUGUGGGUGGUGGGGAUUAUCUAGCUCUCUAAAUUACUUGGAAGUGAUUCCGGAGAAAUUCAAUCACCUAAGCCCUGUUACCAAAGCCCCAAGCCUGUCACUAGUGGCUGUAGUCAACAGUUCAAAGAAGUCAUGGCCCCAAAUCCAGUGUGCUUCCCUCCCCAUUCUGAGAGCCUUUGUAACAGAUCCACUUCCAGCUUAUCCACCUCAGUCUAGCCAGCUCUUGGGCAGUGGUGAGAGGGCAAACCAACCUUAUGACAGGCAGUGUCUCUUCCAGCAUGAAACCAAGCCAGCUUCAGUUUCCCUAUGGGGCUGUGGGAAUGAGGACCAUUACAACCAAAACGAGCCCAGAAAACCUUUAGUGGUAGACUGGUUUUUCACCAGAGCCUAAUUUAACCCAUUUCUGAGCCAAGCUUCAACCCUGAGCCUUUAAAAAAAUCUUUUUAACUUGUUUUUUGCCUCCUCACUGUACAUAGUCUGAAUCCAAAAAAAAAAAAAAAAAAAAAAAAAAAGGUUGUCCCAGUACCCACACACUCCCCUCAACAAAAGCCUUUAGUUCCUACUUUAGCCACUGGCUUCUCAGAUUCCAAAGACCAUAUAUUCUAGUGUAGUGUUGCAGGAAGUCCUGAGGAAAAAAGGACCAUUGUAGUAUUCAAAAUAUUUUGGUAUUGUUAAUACACCAUCAUAGAAAAACUUUAACCAUAAGAAUAAAGAUACUUUCUACUGUUUCCCCCCCACAGCUUGAAUCUGAGGAAUAAGCUGUUUGAGAAACAGCAUGAUAUUCUAUCCCUUUCUUCCCAGCCAUGAAACUUGGGUUUAUUCUCUUGCACAUGUUAAAGACUUUCAACCUACAGGAAGCAGCCAGGGAUUACUCCCAUCUCCCCUUAAGGGGCUUGGACCCUACCCUGCUCAUGCUGGGUGUAAACUCCCAUUCCAAGCCUUGCUCUUAACCCACCAAUCCUCUGACCUAACGACUGAUGCGGGCACAGGCCAGCCUGCUCCCCUCCCCCAUAAGACUGGGUUAGAAACUGCUACCCACAGACCCCAAGACAAUCCAAGUAGAAAUAGGUGCACAUGACCACUAGGCUCUAUUUUCUCUGAGGGUUGAGACUAAACAAACCACUCCAUUAAGUACAUAUCCUAUUAAAAGGAAAAUGAGCAAACAAGUCUUUUUAUGUACCAAUAUAAAAUCCAAAAAGCUAUUUAAUAGAACCCUUUCCUCCCAAAGACUGUAUUAAGGUGCUUGAAGUAUAUUUUUUAUAUAAAACCUCUGAAGUUUGAUAAGUCUGCAACCUACUUUUUACACAGCAAUUUCCAUCAUGUUAAAAUAUGCUGUUAACUUUGAGACCCAUCAUGAAUGUAAAAGGUGUCAUAAAGCCACUUCAAUAGGUCAGUCAACCAUUAGAUACAUACAAGAACUGUAUUCCACAAGCAGCCACUGGGCCAUCAUCAUGCAUUGUAAUUUUCACUGAGUUAUAUUUUUUGGAUUUUAUGUUUUAAAAUAUUUAUAAAUAAAGUCAUCUUCCAGAGUAGUGUCUAUUUAAAGUAGGCCACUGGAAGCUGUAAUCCCA